Molecule: messenger RNA, 3810 nt
Organism: Caenorhabditis auriculariae
Lineage: Eukaryota; Metazoa; Nematoda; Chromadorea; Rhabditida; Rhabditidae
Source: the annotation of a GenBank genome assembly
AUGUCGCAGUCGCAAGUCGAAAUUCCCAAGGUUCAUUCAGAAAUAUUUGGAGAUUAUGUGGAAAUUGUGUCAAGUCAUUUGAGCUUGAAACAGUGGUACAGAAAAUGUUAAAAUACGUCUGAACCUCUUAUUUCUUCAAAUCAUUAUAAGAUUCUGAUUAAAUAUGAUCUCGAACCAGCGGAAAACGACCUUCGUGUUAUCCUUGCAAUAUGGUUCAGUUUAAAGCCUGCGAAAUUCAACAUGCUAUCUAAUUUAUGACGAAUUUCACGGAAACAGCUGUUUUUCUCACGAAAAUAGUUUUUGUUCCCGCCUGCCAAAAAUCGCUAAAACAACAUAUUAAUCACCACGCCCUGAUAGCUGUUUGAGAGCCUGGACUCGUUUUUUCCGACUUCAGACCACAUGAAAUACCUCAAAUCGUCGCGUUUGUUCUGCAUUUUGACGGUUAAAAAAAUCAAGGCCUGUUGAUCGUUCAGCUGCUGGCGGCCUUGAACGACCCCCAGAACCACAUCCGAGUAAUUUUAUCAGGACGUAUCAACUCGUAGAAAGCAAAGUAUACUUCCCCCAGUUCAAACACUCAAACUUAUUUACGGAUCUUAGAUUCUUUUAGUCCCAGGGACCUUUUCUAUUCAAUAAGGAUUAUGGUAGGUAUCCAUCCAUUAGCUUCAAAAGGAAGAAAUCAAAAGAAAAGUGCUCGCUAAUCACGUUUAGUGGAACACCCGGACAUUGAGAAGUUAAUCCGCGCAUUUUUGAGAAUUUCCGCAAAAGAACAAUGCAUCACAUUUCCUUCCUUUCAUAACAUUUCGCUCUUCGUUUUGAAAAUAUACGAUCGUUCGGCUGCUAUAAAACAAAACAUAAAUUCGAUAGUCAUUUCAUAUUCUUUCGAAAUUUCAGUUCAGACAGCCAAGAUGAUUCAAGAGAACCCUUUUUGUAGUGGAGUGUUCUGAAAACUACAAUAAUUUUGUGAUUGUAUUCUGCAAACUUUUUUUUUGUUUUUUCUGGUUCACUAGAUUCAGAUUCCCACCCAAGUCUCGGAAGUGAGAAAAGGAAGUAAGUAGAGAGUGAUUUUCAAUAAUUCUCUGAAAUGAGUCAGUUUGUGCCAGAUUUUAUGUCAUAAAUUGACGAUUUCACAUCUUUUGAAAACCUUUGCGGAUACUGUAGCUUCUUGAAGUGUUUUGGAUUACCAGAAAACCUUCUUUUCCCAUCUCCUCAGAUUUUUGGAUUGAAAUUUCUGAAGAUUUAUUUUCAAUCUAGAUACUGUAGCUUCUACUCAUCUCGAAUAACGUUCCCUUCCUCAUUUUUCUUUCCUGAAACUCUCAACUGUCCGAUUCCGUUCUUCAUCUCUUCAUGAAUUGAAUUUUCUGAAAGUUGACUGGAUAAAAGUGUCCAAACCCACUAGAAACUUAUGAAUUUGCAAUGUUCAUGUUGUGAGAAAGGUGUUGUAGGAGUUUCAACUUAGUUAAGGGGGAAAAUUUUGAAUUUCGGGACAUAGAAAUUUUCAGGCAUUUUGGGUGCACCCCAGGUGCAGUCCAGUGUUUUGUGGGUGCACCUAAAAUGCCUGAAAAUUUCUAUGUCCCGAAAUUCAAAAUUUUCCCCCUUAACUAAGUUGAAACUCCUACAACACCUUUCUCACAACAUGAACAUUACUACCUGAGUGGGUUUGGACACUUUCCAGCCGGUCUUCCGACUUUUUCGACCAUUUCGAGGAAUUUCGAUGAACUUCACAACAAAAGGCUCAAAACCCAUCCUAGGUGUCUGAAAUUUGUCCAAGCCCACUUGAGCCUUAGGAAACAUGUGCUUCUACGCUUUUGAAAAAUGUUUCCCUGUCCGAUUCCGUUACUGUCGAAAUUCUCUUUUCCAUCGCCUAAGUCGAAUCUGCAGGCGUUUGCAGCCGAUUGAUGUUUUGCGAAUGUUGGCCCUUUCUCCUUGGGACACGCUCGUGAAGCUUCUCACCGACUCGCUGCUCAACUGCACCGCCCGAGAUGUGCCGCACGCCGGGGUCUUCCUCAACUGUCAGUCCAAUCCCUGCCGACUUUCCAACCUUAGAGACUUUCCAGCGCUCUCGCCGACCUACGUCACCGCGUUGGCGGUCGCGACGGCGAUGACCGCGGCGACGCUCUGCAUGACCGUUCUGCACCUCAUCUACAUCGCUAUGUACAUCACCCACUCCGACCGGCGGCUCUUCAUCAUCCUUCUCGCCUGCACAGCGCCGGUCAGCUCUUUUCCGUGUUUUAAUGAUAAGAGAUUUAGAUCCAAUCAUUUGAAAUCGUAGAAAAUCGGAAAGAAAGUUGUAAUAAUUCCAAUUUUGCAGAAACUAGGAAUAUCUGUUAGAAACAAAAAUAAACUUCUUGAUUUACAGUUUGUGUCGCUGCUGUCCCUGGUGGCGAUGUACAUGCCGCGAGUUUGGUUCCUGGCGCACCUGCUCUCGUUUCUGUAUUUCUCGUUCGCCUUGUGGGUCAUCAUCUGCCUCCUCAUGCAGAUCUUCGACGGCCACCAGGCGCUCGUCAGCAAAAUGUGCGAGCGGCUAGAACACAUUGAGGUUCUUUUCUUGUUCUUUCAAAAAUUCAGAAUAAGAGCCAAAGAUUUCAAAAAAGAGGAUUUAAAGGUUCAGAAUUUUUCGAAAGUCAAAAACUUUUUUUCGAAAAUCUUUGAAACGAAAAAUAGCAGAUAGCGGCUAGAUGAAUUUGAUUCCAGCUCGGACCUCGGUGACCAAAACUCGAAGUUUCUCAGUUAUUCUAGGGAUCACUUAAGAGUGACGCUACUAUAGUGGUCACUAGAAAUGCUCCGACACGUUCGGUUCGUGUUAACAACUUCCGAAAAAAAGCACAUUUUUUAGGAUACUCAGGUUACUGUCAAAUCAUUUCUCAUGUGCAUCGAAAGCCUCGGAACCCCUUUCCAAAUACCAUUUGUUCAGGUAGCAACGCCGCCGUUCUGCUGCGUCUUCCCGUGUCUACCAAAGGUGCGACUGGAAGGGUCAGUUUCUCCGAAAUAAUUCUCGAAACGAUCAAAAUUUUCCAGUCGGAAGAUCCGUCUAUGCGAGCUGAUGGUCCUCCAGGCGCCCUGCGUGCGGCUUCUCGCCACACUAAUUUCACUGAUCAUCUACUUUGAGUACCAGGAUCAAGGACUGAUGUAAGUCGUCGCUCAAGCGCCGUAUAAUACUGAUUUUCCCGAUUUGAAGAGCGCUCAAAGUGCUAGACUUUAUCACGUUACCGUCGUUGCUCGCCGGCAUCUACGGCACUCAUAUUCUGGUCACGACCGUCUCGAGAAUGGUGAGCAACUCUUUCUUCCCGAAGGGCAUGUGAUUCGAAAACAAUAAAAUGAAAGUCACGGAGCCUUUCAAAGAAAAAUGGGGAAAUUGUGAAAUUGAAACAGAAAAAAAUCGUGACUUCUUGCAACUCCCUUUUGAACUCGAACUUCUCAUUUUGAAACUUUAACCAAUUUUCAGGACGAAUUGAUCUCCUACCGAUACGUGGUCGUUUUCCGGCUGCUCGACUUCUUCUUCAUGUUCUUCGGUCUGCAGCAGCCGGUCUUCGACUUUCUGGCACGAUACGGAGCCUUCGGAUGCGGCACCGUCCUGCCCGCCAUCGAAUCUUCUUUCUGUGAGUUGUGACGUCGGUCCCCCCAGAACCAUCGUCAAAAUGUUCAGACUGGAAGAACUUCUUCACUGUCCUCGAGGCGUUUCUGGUGACGCUCAUCUCGACGGUCCUCCUCCAGCCUUCCAAGUCCUCCUUCUUCGACAAACAUCCCAGUUGUCGGUCCAUGUCUUCUGCCAGGAGCAACACCGACGUCGAGACCGACGAGUCAACAGCGUGA